AACUUCCUUAUAUAUUACAACCACCUUGUAAAUGUUUAAUUCUCAUUUCACUCAAAUCCUCCCAUUAAAAAAAAAAUGAUGUGCAACACAAGGCUUAGUUUGAGCUUAGGAUUAUCUACUCCUCCUCCUCAUCAACAUAACAACAAGGGGAAAUUAUCAUCUAAUGAUGAUGAUAAUCAAGAAUUAACACUUUGUUUAUCAACAUCAUCAGAGUUCACAAAUAAUUAUGACAACAAUAAUAGGAUUAAUCCUCAAUUAUUAGGAGGAGUUAAUUCAUCAGUUUCUUCAUUUUCUAACACAAGUAGUGUUAAAAGGGAAAGAGAUCAUGCUAGUAGUUUUGAUGAAGAAGUAGAAAAUUUGGAGACUAAAAAAGUUUUAAUUAUUUCUCCAAAGGGAUUAGUUGAUCAUAAUGAUGAUGAUGAUUAUGGUACCAGGAAGAAACUUAGACUUACUAAGGAGCAAUCUGAUGUUUUAGAAGAUAGCUUCAAAGAGCAUACUACUCUUAAUUCUAAGCAAAAGAGAGAUUUAGCAAGACGAUUAAGCUUACGUCCUCGACAAGUGGAAGUAUGGUUUCAAAAUCGAAGAGCCAGGACAAAGCUGAAACAAACAGAAGUGGAUUGUGAAAUUCUUCGAAAAUGUUACGAAGACUUAAAAGACGAAAACAGAAGGCUAAAUAAGGAAAUACAAGACUUGAAAUCUUUGAAAAAAUCACAACCCUUUCGUGUUCAAUUAUCGGCUGCGACACUUAGUAUGUGCCCGUCGUGCGAGAGGACUUACGGCGGCGCCGCCACCGACAAUUCAACCAAAAUUUCUUUUUCCAUCGGAGAUCAAAAGCCUCACUUUUAUGGUAUUCCUUCACAAAUCCAUUAAAAGGUUCUAUAAUUAACCACUAAUUAGUGGAGUGGAUUUAUUAACUAGUUAAUUGUAAUGUAAAGUGAUCGAGAAAUAUACAUAAUUUUCUUCCAACGAAUUCUGGAUAUAGCAGAAGCUUUAGUGUAAUGAAUUACUAUUUUUUUAAUUGUAAUGUACGUCACGUUUCUCUAUUUAGUAAUUUUGUAGAUAUAUGUAUAUUCUUUAAAUGUAGUAUAUG
Molecule: messenger RNA, 1090 nt
Organism: Solanum lycopersicum (tomato)
Lineage: Eukaryota; Viridiplantae; Streptophyta; Magnoliopsida; Solanales; Solanaceae
Product: homeobox-leucine zipper protein HAT22-like
Biological process (GO): regulation of DNA-templated transcription
Molecular function (GO): DNA-binding transcription factor activity, RNA polymerase II-specific; sequence-specific DNA binding
Source: RefSeq, a predicted model, not a curated record